UUAUAAAUUCUGUCGCCGUUUUUUGUGAUGACAGCAGUAUAUAAAUUAAUUUUUCUAGCGCCUUCAGCAUUGAGUUCCUGACGAGCGCUCGCGCCGUACUAUGUGACCGUCGAAGAGGCUGCCCCAUUAAUUCUCAUUUUAAAUUUGUCUGCCGCGAUCAUCUGUGGCUUCGUAGAUAAAAUGUACAUAAAAUUAUAGUAUUGAAAAAUCUGGAUACAAACAUUUGUGUUAGAUAUUUUUUUUGAGAAUUUUUCUCAAUUGUUGCAGUUUGUGAUGGUGCUUAGAUUAUAAUAGAAAAUAGUACAUUGAUAUUAAAAUAAAAAAAACUCUGGAUCUUUUAACAAAAGUGCAAACAAGGAUACUGAAAACAAGAUGAAAACUAAAAAUAAGGAGCAUUCUUCAAAGCUGUCAAGUGAAAACAUUGAACAGACCAUUCCGCUGAAGAAUGAAAAAGGCGAUAUGAAAAAACUUACAAUUUUUCAGAAGAUCAAGGAAUUCAAAGACAACAUAACAGUCGAACCGGUUGUUUCGAUUUUUAUGAUAGCGAGUGUGAUUGCGAUGACUGGUGUCCAGAACCUCAAUUUGGAAAAAGCAUGCAGGGUGAACUUGAAGUAUAACGACAGCGUGUGUACUGCGCUGAAGCUGAGACAGCGUGACGAACUGAGCGAGGCGGAGGAUGGAGUUCAGAUGGUGGUGGCGUCAGUGGAGGCUUGGAAGAGCGUCAUCGCGACAGUAUUUCCCAUCAUCAUGAUGAUGUUCAUCGGCGCGUGGAGCGACAAGAUGGGCAAACGGAAAGUGUGCAUGCUGAUGCCGAUAUCGGGGGAGUUGUUCACUUGCAUUAUCGACAUGGUGAACACGUACUUCUUCGAUAUAGUCCCAGUGGAAUGGACGGCGUUUCUGGCGACGAUCUUCCUGUCGAUCACCGGAGGAUGGUACGUCAUGUUCCUCGGAUCGUAUAGCUACUUGGGCGAUAUAACGUCGGAGCAUACGAGGACGUUCAGGAUGGGAGUGCUGACCCUGGGGCUGUCGAUCUCAUUCCCCGUAGGAAUGGGAGUGAGUGGGGUUCUGUUGCGGUACACUGGAUAUUUUGGAGUGUUCGGAAUAGCUGCGGUCCUCCAGCUCCUGAUUUUACUAUACGUAUGCUAUCGCAUUCAAGAUAACGCCGAACAUAAAAAUAUAUCUAAGGCCAAACGUUCAGGAAUCGUGGGAUUCAUCUUAGAUUUUUUCAAUUUUGAAAGCUUAAAGGAAAUAUUGAAAAUAGUUUUUAAGAAGGCUCCCAAUAAUCGACGAAUGAAAUUAUGCCUGAUAAUGGUAGCCGUGUGUCUUGUCCAUGGUGGAAUUUGGGGUGAGGUGUCAAUAGCGUAUAUACUAUGUCGAUAUCGCUUUAACUGGGACGAGCUGAAGUGGAGUAUCUUCUCAUCGUACAAUCUUAGCUUACAUUCUUUUGGAACCCUGUUCUCAAUAAUUCUGUUUACAAAGAAGCUGAAGAUAGAUGACUCUACAUUGGGUAUAAUAGCGAUGUUGAGUCGAAUAUUGGGAGCACUGGUUUGGACCUUUGCUAGAAAUGACGUCGAGGUGUUUUUGGGACCCAUCGCGGCGUUCUUUGACGGUACAAUGGUCAUCACCUUGAGAGCCAUCACUUCAAAGUUGGUGUCCAGCCAAGAGUUAGGCAAAGUGUUCUCUCUGUUCGGUCUCUUCGAGAUCCUGAUGAUGCUGAUCUUCGUGCCGAUCUACUCGCGCGUGUACAUGGCGACGCUGCACGUCAUGCCGGGAGCCGUCUACCUCCUGACAGUCUCCAUCUCCGUGCCCGCUUUAUUUAUUUACAUAUGGUUCUUCCGGGACUACAAAAGACAGGCGAGGAAUGCUGCUUUGAACGCCGACUGUGCUGAGGAAGCAAUCAUAAAAUAAUAUUAUUAUGUUUUUAUUAGUUAGGUAGGUCAUUUUCAAUGAGUUAUGCCUGUUUUCACCAACGGUCUCCUAACGCUAAGUGUUCCCUAGCGAUC
This is a messenger RNA of Aricia agestis (brown argus), 2003 nucleotides long. RefSeq names its product proton-coupled folate transporter-like. The transcript has 7 exons. NCBI's taxonomy places the organism in Eukaryota, Metazoa, Arthropoda, Insecta, Lepidoptera, Lycaenidae. Bases 373 to 1908 code for a protein of 511 amino acids. Gene Ontology annotation, cellular component: membrane. Gene Ontology annotation, molecular function: transmembrane transporter activity. Gene Ontology annotation, biological process: transmembrane transport. The record is from RefSeq and is a predicted model, not a curated record.